Brassica napus (rape) is the source of this 2936-nucleotide messenger RNA. RefSeq lists its product as uncharacterized. Lineage: Eukaryota; Viridiplantae; Streptophyta; Magnoliopsida; Brassicales; Brassicaceae. The coding region runs from base 2424 to 2819 and encodes 131 amino acids. The record is from RefSeq and is a predicted model, not a curated record. The transcript is spliced from 2 exons.
UUGUGUCUCCAACGGAAUAUGAUUUUCUGUCAAUUAAACUUAGAGUCCGAUGGACAAAAAAAGAAAAGAGGGAGGGAGCAUCUUCACGGACCGACGUCAGACGCCGAAGACCGGAUAAGCUCCUCUCAGAUUGAGAAUUUGGAAAAAAAAAUUGAGAAAAAAUGUGCAUGAGUUUACUCGCCACUCAAACACCCUUGAAAUUAUAAAAAGAGAGUUUGAUGUGCAUGUCAGAAAAGAAACACAUCAUCUGGAGAUAAUCGAUUAAUUUCUUUUAUGCUGUAAAUAUUGUAUUUUGGAUAAAUUAGAGUCUAAUCUUAUAUGAUAUAAGUUUUAGUGAGACACUCUAGAAAAUCUCUGUAUAUCUCUACUAGCCAUGGCUAUUUGCAUAAAUAUGUAAAAUAUAUAUGUGAAGUUAAAGGCAAUGUAAAAAGGAUUCUCUUUCUAAUAAACACAAAUGUAAACGCAGUACAUAUCGUACGGAAAUUCAUCUUCACGCUAAAAUAUUGGUAAACAAAACAAGUUGCUUCGGUCUAGUGGUAAAGGAGCUCCAGCUGGAGUAUCCGCCUCUGGGUUCCAGUCUUGGCCACAACGAAAUUUACAUAUGGGCUGCAGCAUCCGAGACCAAAGACCGUUAUACGGUGAGCCACCUGAUGACCUUCGGAUCCAUGCUCACUUUAGUCUCUAGUCUGGACCACCACGGUAGAAUCAGGAUACUCUGUUAGCAAAAAAAAAUAUCUUGGUAAACAAAAAGGUAACUGGUUGGACUAUAAAACUUUUCUUAAUCUUUAAUUUCUCUCUGGUCCGCCUAGUAAUUGUAAAGGAUCAUAUUCAAAAUAUUAAAAUAGACCCUUGUUUUAUAUGUAAACUAGAUGACUUCCCACGAUAGCGCGGAAUAAUAUCAUCUAAACAUUACUUGUAUUAAGUAAAUUUUGUAUAUAUUUGAAAUUUAUAACAAUUUUGAUAAAUUAAAUUUGUUAAUAAAAAAUUGAUAGAGAGAUUUUUAUUAGUUAACAAUGAAAGAAUAACUUUAAAUUUAUUACAUUAUAUUAAUCAUUUUAACAAAUGAAUUUCCGACGAAAUCCGAUUAACAUAUUUCUGACAAAAUUUUGACAGACAGAAUUCUGACGAACUUGAACUUGAAAUCCCUAUUGAAAUCCCAAAAUUAUAAUAUUCUGUCGAAAUUUUAUCGGAUAUUUCCGACGAACAUGAAAUUAUAUGUUUCGUCGGAAUUUCGUCAAAGAAAACCGACGAAAAUAUUAUCCGUCAGAAUGUAGUGUGUUUUCUUGUAGCGUAAUCCUUUUGUUGAGCCCAAGAAAAUACUUCUUUUUUGUCAACAACCCAAAAAAACUAUUAAAAAUAUAGUUGUCUUAAUCAGAAUCAAGAAUCAAGAUUGAAAAUUCCAUAUCUAUAUUCAAAUCUACGCGCUUGAAUUGAAUUCAGAAUUUUAUCAGGUUCUUACCUUGCUAUUUGAAUCAAACAAAAACCAAAAUAAGUAAACUUAAACCAGACUCAAAUUUAUAAAUAAUCAGACGGUUCAUAUAUUUUUUGAACCAAAAACUAAAAACCACAACCAAACCGAAAACAAAAAGUACAAUCUAGAAGCGAACCAAAAACCAAAUGCACAUGCCUAAAUAUAUUAGCUAACAAAUCGACAUGUUGAUAAAUUUGUCAACAAAAAAUAAUCCCGUGCUUUGAAAGCGCGGAUUCUAUCCUAAUAUUAUUUAUAAAUCUCAAUCCAGAAAAAAAUUAGUUGUAAAUCCUUAUUUACUAAAGUAAAUUUUUGCGUUUAGAUUUUACAACUAUAUCGAAUAAAGUAUAGAAAAUUUUUUUAUAGAUUAAAUUUUACACCACAAAGUUUAAAGCUAUAUUUCACUCAAUCAUCUUAAAAUUUUCAUUUAAUCGAUUUUUUCUUUUAUUGCAUUGAACCGAACCGACUCUGAUUUUCUAUUCUGGUCCUGAUUACUCGUCAGACACACGGGAGAAAAUAAAACACGUUUUAGAAAAAGCAACAAAACGGAAUUUUCCCAAAAAAAAACUAAAACCCUAACUAACCUAUUUAAACACCCCUCGGCUCAACAAUCACAUCCAUUCUCUGUCUUGGUCACAAUCUUGUCUGCUUUCUCGCAUCGCCAAAACCAAAAGUGCUUUCUCCCUUCCACGAUUUCGAUCUUAAUCUUACCGUGGAACCGUUUGUGAAUGGUGGAAACGAAUCCGAUCGGUGAUAAGUUUACUUUCUCCCUUCACCUCCAAAGAGCAAGCUUCCUCCUCCCCCUCUCUUCUUCCUCUGCUUUCUCUUUCGGUUCCUGUAAAGAAGGCUGGUACUUUCGCUGCCUCGGCCUCGACCCGUGAAUCUCAGUCUCAUCAACAAGCCCUAGUUUCAUCUCGUAAAUUUAGGGUUUUAUUUCUCUUGAAAUUUUUCGAAGAUGUUGCUCUACAACAAGCAGAAGAAGAACGCUAAGGGAAACAGAAUCCUUAUAAGCGUUACCGUUCUCGGUAGCGCCGGUCCGAUCCGGUUCCUUGCGUACGAAGAAGAUCUCGUAGCUUCGGUUAUCGACACUGCUCUCAAGUGCUACGCUCGUGAAGGUCGUCUUCCUCUUCUCGGAUCCGACUUCAAUGAUUUCAUUCUCUAUUGUCCCAUGGUUGGACCUGAAUCUAUAAGCCCGUGGAAAGGGAUUGGAUCGCUUGGUGCAAGGAACUUUACUCUGUGUAGGAAGCCAGAGGAGAAGAAUAAAGUGGUUAAGGAAGGUGAUGGAGCUAGAAAAGGAAGCUUCAAAGCUUGGAUCAACAAGUCCUUCAGUCUAAGAGUCUCCACCCAUUAAAGAUUCUUUCUUUUUCAGACCCAACUUUUAUUUUCUUAUGAUUUGAAUCCAGAAGCUUCUGUUGACAAUAUUGGCUUUGUCGGAAAUAAAAGUUUCAGUUUUUUUUUCCACUCUUUG